AUGACUCGUAACAAUCAGAUGCUCCUGGCGCUGCCUCUUCUCGGCGGUGCAGCUGGACAUGUGUCCAAGUCUGGCGCUGGCAAGCUGCCCAGUCUUGGGUGGAACUCUUGGAACAUGUACGGCUGUGAUAUUGACGAGGCCAAGUUCCUUGCAGCGGCACAGAAGAUGAUUGACACGGGACUCAAGGACGCCGGAUACAAUUAUGUGAACGUUGACGACUGCUGGUCCUUGAAAACUGGUCGUAGCGACGACGGUCACAUUCAAGUCAACAUGACUCGCUUUCCAAACGGCCUUGACGGUCUGGCCAGCAAGAUUCAUGACAUGGGCUUGAAAAUUGGCAUUUACAGCACCGCGGGGACCGCAACAUGUGCUGGUUACCCAGCUAGCCUGGAGCAUGAGGAAACCGACGCUGCCGACUGGGCAUCCUGGGGAAUCGAUUACCUCAAAUACGACAACUGCAAUGUCCCAGACAAUUGGAAAGACGAAUAUGUCUUCUGUCACCCGGACUAUGUCAAGACAAACUCGAAUGGAACCUGCACACCCGAAAUAACCGAAAAUCUGGCCCCGCCGGGAUACGACUGGCGAACGUCAAAGUCAUUCGAUCGCUUCAAACGGAUGAAGGACGCACUCGACAAACAAGAUCACGAGAUAGUUUACAACUUGUGCAUCUGGGGCACAGCGGACGUUUUCUCAUGGGGCAAGGAUAUCGCCAUCAGUUGGCGGAUGAGUAAUGACAUCAAUGCGCACUGGGACACCGUCACGCACAUCAUCAACCUGAAUUCGUUCUAUCUUAAUUCGGUGGAUUUUUGGAGCCACAACGACGCAGACAUGCUGGAGGUCGGGAACAACCUUUCCGAUGCAGAGGCGCGUUCCCACUUUGCGCUGUGGGCGGCUAUGAAGUCGCCGCUGCUCAUCGGAACCGACCUGGACAAGCUGAGCCAGUCCAACAUCGAUAUACUCAAGAAUCGUCGUCUUCUGGCAUUCAGCCAAGACGAGACUGUCGGCGCCCCGGCAAAGCCGUACAAGUGGGGUAUCAACCCGGAUUGGACUUACAACAGCACCAAUCCCGCCGAAUUCUGGGCUGGCGAUUCCGAGAAUGGCAUCUUGGUUCUCAUGCUCAAUACUUUAGGCGAAACUGACUCGAAAACGGCUGUCUGGUCCGAGAUCCCGGGGCUUGACGGUAACUGCAAACACCGAGUGACGAAUGUGUGGACGGGUGAAGAUCUCGGCUGUCUGGGAGAAUACAAGGCGGACGUUGAGAGCCACGAUACAGCGGCUAUUCUGGUGUCUAAGCACUCGUGCCACUAA
Molecule: messenger RNA, 1308 nt
Organism: Purpureocillium takamizusanense
Lineage: Eukaryota; Fungi; Ascomycota; Sordariomycetes; Hypocreales; Ophiocordycipitaceae
Product: Alpha-galactosidase
Exons: 6
Coding region: 1-1308 (435 amino acids)
Biological process (GO): carbohydrate metabolic process
Molecular function (GO): hydrolase activity, hydrolyzing O-glycosyl compounds
Source: RefSeq, a predicted model, not a curated record